This is a messenger RNA of Carassius gibelio (silver crucian carp), 6663 nucleotides long. RefSeq names its product ArfGAP with GTPase domain, ankyrin repeat and PH domain 3 (gene agap3). The transcript has 18 exons. Gene Ontology annotation, cellular component: nucleus. Bases 218 to 4120 code for a protein of 1300 amino acids. Gene Ontology annotation, molecular function: GTP binding; GTPase activator activity; GTPase activity. NCBI's taxonomy places the organism in Eukaryota, Metazoa, Chordata, Actinopteri, Cypriniformes, Cyprinidae. The record is from RefSeq and is a predicted model, not a curated record.
AGUCAAAGGUGAGGGAUUUUGCUUGCUUUUGGAAUGUGGCCUGGAGGUGAAAGAUUACGAGAGCGACUGUGUUAGAGAGAGAGAGAGUGCUGAAGUUGCAGAGACCAAGCUUGUGGAAGUGUGUCCAUGAUAUUAAAUGUGAAUUUUAAAGGUAGAAUCACAUUGCUUCACCAAGACAAAGUUGGUGAAAAUCUGUUGGUGAAAAAAGUUUUCCAGAAUGGGACUCCAGAAGGAGGUACAGACUAUGACGCCUUCGGGAGGGGCUGAGAGAAGAGGAGAGGCUGAGCUAGUAGUUGUAAAAAACAUCGUGGGAGAGGAGGAGGAGGAGGGUGACGAAAGACAAGAGGCGGAUCAGAGGGAGGAACGUCGAGAAAGCCCGGGGCAGAGGAGGAGUGCAGUUGGAAAGCCCAACAGGUGGCUUUACCUGAGCAGCACGGGGAAUGGGGGGUGGAGGAAAGGGGAGGUACUAGGAAUGAGGACGGACCAGUUACCUCCUUUACUCCAGGACAGCUGUUUGAAACAAACGUCUGCGGAAGACUUUGACUUGGCUAGGGAAGAUAAAUCAUGGACCAGAGAACUCGGUGCUGAUGUUUGCCACAUUCCCAUUAAGGAACUAAAUUGUAAUGCUGUUUUUCUGGAAAAUGCAACAGAACCUCAUGUGGCGGUCUUGCGAAGGCCUGCACAUGGGCUUCGCCUCCUGGGCAGCAGAAGAGCCGUGAGCAUGUACGUCUUCCCAGACGAUAACAGGACACACCAAAACACCGCGAUCAACCACCAAGACAGCUCUACAAAACCUCUCAAUGAUUGUUUGUUGACAGUUACCCACUCAAACAGCAAUCUCCUGCCUACCACGAUCCUAAAUAACCAAGGUUGCCCAGAUGUGGUCCAGCGGUGUAGGACAAGACGUGCCGAGCUGCGUGCGAUAGACGGUCUAAAACCAGACAUGCCACCUUCUGUCAGCUUGUUUCCUCUUCCACUAGAAGAACCGCCAAUAAGUCGGACUUUAAAAAGCAAGAACAAACCGCGGCCUGUUAGCAUGACUGUUCUGGAGCUUAACAAAGAGCGUAUUGGAUGCCGGGAUAAGCUCGCAAACGAUGCUUCCACUUUCACUGGUAGUUUGCCUCGUGCGGGCUUCCGAUGGAGAUGGUUUGGUCGACAGGCAACUGCUAAGGAAGUGGUGGCGAAACAAACUUCAACAAGGCUAAAGGAACCCAAGAAGACAGAAGAACCGAAGACAACAUUCGGAUCCCUCCGGAGGAGCUUGAGUCUAAGGAUGAGGCGGAAUCGUAAUCAUCCCGAGCAAGAGAAUCGGACUGAAUGGAGACGCACUUCAAGUAUCGGAGAACAAUCUAUGCAAACCACUCGCCCAUUUUCCUAUCUUACUGGCAAGAUGUUAGCGCCAGCUCAUGAGAAAGAUGAGGAUCGAGGGGCCACACAGUGCAUUCAGUACCAAACUCGGGGCAGAGUGGCCAUCUUGGAGGUCCCUCUCAAUCCUCCCAAACUAACAAAGCCCACCAAACAUUUGCAACCUGAGACUAGUUUUUGGCAGCUAAUUACUAGUCGUUUUAAGAGGAAAGACCCAUUGUCCGGCAACAAAUCUGAGCUGUGCACUGAAAGCCAAGCAGUUGGCAGCCACCCCCCUGCAAGAAAUAAAAAGCCAGAUUCUGUUGCUAUAGAGACUCUAGCUGGCAUUGGUUUCUGCAAAGGUCAAGAUUCAUUCGUUAACAGUCAGGAAUGGACAUUAAGUCGAUCAGUACCAGAGCUCAAAGUGGGCAUCGUGGGAAACCUGUCCAGUGGGAAGUCAGCAUUAGUUCACCGGUAUCUGACAGGAACAUAUGUCCAGGAGGAGUCGCCCGAGGGAGGGAGGUUUAAAAAGGAGAUUGUGGUGGAUGGACAGAGUUAUCUCUUGCUGAUCAGGGAUGAAGGCGGCCCACCAGAACUGCAGUUUGCUGCCUGGGUGGACGCGGUGGUGUUCGUCUUCAGCUUGGAGGAUGAGAUCAGCUUCCAGACAGUUUAUAACUACUUCCUGCGUCUCUCCAGCUACAGGAACACGGCAGAGGUUCCCAUGGUGCUCGUGGGGACCCAGGAUGCCAUCAGCGCUGCCAACCCAAGAGUGAUAGAUGACGCCCGGGCUAGGAAGCUGUCCAAUGACCUGAAACGCUCCACGUAUUAUGAAACCUGCUCCACCUAUGGUCUUAACGUGGAGAGAGUCUUUCAAGAUGUUGCUCAGAAAGUGGUGGCACUGAGGAAAAAACAGCAGCUUUCGAUUGGUCCGUGUAAAUCUCUGCCCAACUCUCCCAGCCACUCAUCCGUCCCAGCCGCGUCCAUCCCCUCUGUACACAUCAAUCAGGCUGCUAAUGGAGGAGGUGCAUUCAACGAUUACUCCUCCUCUGUUCCUUCCACCCCCAGCAUAAGCCAGAGGGAGAUGCGCAUCGAGACGGUGGCCGCCUCCAACACUCCCACACCCAUCCGCAAGCAGUCCAAACGGCGCUCCAACAUCUUCACAUCAUGGAAAGCCAGUGAUCAGACAAAGAGCAUUGAGAAUAAAACUGACAGUAUAGGGAGUGGAAGGGCCAUACCCAUCAAACAGGGGAUUUUGUUAAAAAGAAGCGGGAAGUCACUUAAUAAGGAGUGGAAAAAGAAAUACGUCACGCUGUGUGACAACGGUCUGCUCACGUACCACCCCAGUUUACAUGACUACAUGCAGAACGUCCACGGUAAAGAAAUCGAUCUGCUGCGGACGACAGUGAAGGUCCCGGGGAAGAGGCCGCCCAGAGCAGUGGCAACGGUCGCCCCUACAGCCAGCCCCAAAACCAACGGACUGACCAAAGACUGCACUUUACAACUCGGCAUCGGGGCCACAAGCACUCCUCACUCGAACAGCAGCAGUUCCCUGCAGUCCGGGGGUUCGGCGGCCGGUGUGGCUUUGGGAGCUAGUAAAGAGGGAAUGCACCAGCGCUCGUUCUCCGUGUCCAGCGCAGAACAGUGGAGUGAGGCUGUUAUCAGCACCACCGCAGCCAAUGGGAUGGCAGAUCCUCUCAGCUCCGCCCCUGGCAUGAGCAGCGCCACCAGUCCCAAACUUGAGCCUCCACCAUCACCUCACGCCAACCGCAAGAAACACAGACGGAAAAAGAGCACAGGCAUCACCAAACCGGACGGCCUUUCUGCAGGGAAUGAAGAGCAAGAGGAGUCGUUUGAGUUCAUCAUUGUGUCCCUGACGGGUCAGAUGUGGCACUUUGUGGCGUCCACGUAUGAGGAGAGAGAGCUCUGGGUUCAGGCCAUCGAGAGCCAGAUAUUUGCCAGCCUACAGUGCUGUGAGAGCAGCAAGAACAAGUCUCGAUUAGGAAGCCAGAGUGAUGCAGUGACCAUCCAGUCCAUCAGGAACAUGAGGGGAAACAGCUUCUGUGCAGACUGUGACGCUCCCAAUCCGGACUGGGCCAGUCUGAACCUCGGCGCUCUGAUCUGUAUCGAGUGCUCCGGGAUGCACAGGAACCUGGGCACCCAUCUGUCCCGCGUACGGUCUCUGGACCUGGACGACUGGCCUGUGGAGCUCAGCAUGGUGAUGACGGCCAUCGGGAACGCCAUGGCCAACAGUGUAUGGGAGGGCUGUGUGGAAGGAUACACCAAACCUGGGGUGGACAGCACCAGGGAAGAGAAGGAGCGCUGGAUCCGGGCGAAGUACGAGCAGAAGUUGUUCCUGGAGGGGCUUCCUCAGUCAGACGUGCCUCUGGGACAGCAGCUCCUGCGGGCCGUGGUGGAGGACGACCUGAGGCUGGUGGUUCUCCUGCUGGCCCACGGCACCAAAGAAGAAGUCAACGAGACGUACGGCGACGGAGACGGACGUACCGCCCUGCACCUGUCCUGCGCCAUGGCUAAUGUGGUCAUCACACAGCUGCUCAUCUGGUACGGCGUGGACGUGAAGAGUCGCGACGCCCGCGGUCAGACGCCGAUGUGCUACGCCCAGCGAGCAGGAAGUCAAGAGUGCGUCGACAUCCUCAUCCAACACGGUUGUCCAUGUGAUGACGGCGGAGGACUGUCGACACCCACGGCCACCCGACACAAUCCCAACAUCAACAACAACGCUCAAUGCGAGCUGAACCGUAGUGUUAGCAUCAUGUGAUCGUGACCCACAGUGUCUCUAGUGUGUGAUGUUGAUGUUCCCAUAGAUGCUGCUCUCGUAAAAUAGCAUCAUUUCCCUCAGCAGUACAGUACGUCUUUAUUAGGAAACUGUGCGUAGUGCCACGUGUGUCACGUAAACCCAUUACCCUCAUGACGACGUCCUGUGACCAAUGUUAGCAUACGCCGAGAAUUAGCAGUGUUAACAUGUUAUUUUUAAGCUGAAGAAAAUACGUUUUUAAGGAUACUUUUUUGUGUGUGUAUAGAACUAAAAAAAAAUGAAAUGAUGGGCAAUAGGUUCUUAAGAUAAGUUUUAUUUUUUAUUUUUAAGUUACAUCGGUUUAGAAAUAAUCAGACGACAGUAAUGCAUUGGGCCCAUGUGUUUAUGUCCAUAAGAACAUUAAAUUAUGUUGUUAAAGGGGAAGUUCUGUUAAUAUUUACUGUCCCUCAUGUCAUUCCAAACUUCUUUCUUCUGCUGAAUACAUACACACACACACACACACACAAAAGAUGUUUGGAAGAAUAUGGGCAACCAACGAGUUUUGGUUCGCAUUUUCAAGUCCAUAUACAAAAUAGUUUGAUUACAAUGCCUACAUUCUUCAAAAUAUGUUCUUUUAUGUUCCACAAAACAAAUAGUCAUACAGGUUUAAAAUGGCAUGACGGAGAGUAAAUAAUGACAGAAAUUUCCGUUUUAGAUGGACUACAGUAUACCAUUAAAUCAGCAAUUUUGGUGAAACCUGUCAAAGACGUGUCUGUGUAUUGCACCUUGAAGUCAAAAGGAAAAAAAUGUAUUUAAUACUUUAAUUUUAAGGUUUAAAUAAGGGGGUAAAUAUUUUAUUUUAAGCACUACAAUAUACUUUAUUACAAUAAUGAGAAUGAUAUUAAAAGAAACAGAAAAAUGAAUUAAAAAUAUAUACAAAUGCAUUUCAGUAAUGAAAAUUUUGGUGGAUAAAAUAUUCCUUGAUUUUUCUUUUGAAUGCAAAAUAUAUUUUCUCAUUAUUUUAUUUUGACUUUGAGGUGACCAGGAUACAGUAUGUUUUACGCAAAUUACCAUAAAUGCUUCACUAAAUUCAACUGAUUUUUCUGAUUUAUGCUUAAAAAAAAACAUUUAAGUGCAUAUUUCACUAAAACUUCACACAUUUUAUAGUUGUACUACCAUUGUGCCCUUAAACGAAGCUCAAAAACGCUAAGGCUACUGGGUAAAGCAUUACCAUGUGUUGCAUCAGUGCAAUAUAACAAAACCCAAAUCAUCAUACUCUCUGCUAUUUUACAUUUAGCCUUUAUGUGAUUGUCUUGGAAGGGCUUGAUAAAUACUGUGUUAUUGCGGAUGCCUUGUGUGAAUCAUUUCUGGACCGGUAUGAAGUGUUCUUCUAAUUGUUUGAUACUGACGUCCCUCUCCUGCCUAAUGACAGAUCCAUUCAGUAGCAGCGGACGGUACCGACACACUAGAUUACGAAAUAAGACCAUCUCGCCGUUUACUCCUGUGAGAGUGUGUUUGUUACGAGUCUAAUGACCUCCACACUUGUGACUGUGUGGCUGUUUUUGUAUCCAUUAGAAUCCAGACGUGUGUUUCUAAUCGAAUGGGAUCGUGAUGUGGAUAAUGUACAGAUGUGUGUAGAAAAUAGCUUUUCCUGCUCCCUGUUGCAGCUAGUUGUGUGUCGUGUGGGCAAUUUCUGGAUGAGAUGGCCGUUAUGUACCCAUCUGAAACCUAUCAGCCUUAACCCUCGUUUGCUAGUGUGUAUGCCGUCAACUUUUACUUGAAAUAUGAAAUCAUGAUUAAAACUUAUUUAAUAUUUGGCACAUGUGAGUUAAAGGGAACGCGGUAAAGCGAGAGGGAGAUGUUGAACCUUCCUUACCAGACAGUAUUUUAAGUUUUCUAGCAGGUACAUUUUCUUUCUUAUUCGAGUCAGAGUUGUACAUGCAACCCUCAUCUAACUAAGCUUUAGGAGAAUUGCCAUUGAUUUUAAAUGCAACGUCAUUUAAUUCUGGAGGCUCAUCCCCAACAACAUGCAUGGAAAGUUAACCUGUUGUUCUUCAAAAGCGAAUAUGUAUCACUUUUUUUUUUAAUAUACGCUGUGCUUGGGCUCCUUUGUAAAACAUGAGGUUGCUAAAAUGAGAUUUUGGGAAUAUGGCAGUUGAAAAUUAUAAACACUUGCCCAUCAUGCCGGUUUAUUGAAUGUUGGGAUGAGCCCAUGAAGUUCCUCAAGUAGCCAUAUAGCAGAAAGAAGCACCGUUUUGUUUUAAAGUUGUUUUUGGUACCUGGUUUUGGGUCUCAAUGUGUCCACAUUGUCUGGCCGUUAAGGUACUUUGUGUAUUAUAUGUACAUUUGACAUAUUUAUAAAAGCAAGAUGUAAAUAAUUCCUUUUGGUUGUUGCUUUUAUUGAGCUGUUUGAUAACUUUCUGUCCGUUCUUUUAUUUUGCCAUUGUUUUUAAAUGCUCCUUCUGAACAUGAGGGAGAACUGUCAUGAGAGUUAGCUGUUGUGUGAUUGGAUGCUUGGCUGGCUAUCGACAUAAUAAACACUCCAAUAAAAUGAUUUAUACCAUGAA